GUACGACGAUGUUCAACGACAAAGAAGUUACAGUUAUUUUCGUUUUAGGCGGUCCAGGUGCUGGUAAGGGUACACAAUGCGAGAAGUUAGUAGCGGAUUUCAACUUCUGUCAUUUGUCUGCUGGUGACUUGCUUAGAGCAGAACAACAAAGGGAAGGUAGCAAAGAAGGUGAACUUAUUAGAAAUUACAUAAAGGAAGGUAAAAUUGUUCCGUCAUACGUCACACUCAAGUUGUUAGAAAACGCAAUGAAUGAGUCAAUCAAUGUAAACAAGAACAGUCGCUUCUUAAUUGAUGGGUUCCCACGUCAGAUGGAUCAAGCUGAAGCAUUCGAUGCUCAAGUCUGUAACUCAAAAUUUGCGCUUUUCCUCGAUUGUCCAGAGAAAACAAUGGAAGAUCGUUUAGCUAUACGUUCAAAAACUUCUGGCAGAGAAGAUGAUAACAUUGAAUCAAUUAGAAAAAGAUUCAAGACAUUCAUUCAAACUUCAAUGCCUGUCAUUGAAUACUACAAAUCUUUAGGUAAAUGUAUUCAAGUUGAUUGCACACCAGCAAUUGAUGAAGUUUACCAAACCAUCAAGGCUAUAGUUCAUGAAAAAAUUGUAUAGACUACAUAAUUAAUGUCGCAUUCCUUUAU
Wallemia mellicola CBS 633.66 is the source of this 631-nucleotide messenger RNA. Its product is annotated as substrate specificity and assembly of catalytic center derived from Two structures of ligated uridylate kinase. The record is from RefSeq and is a predicted model, not a curated record. Gene Ontology annotation, cellular component: nucleus; cytoplasm. The transcript has 2 exons. Gene Ontology annotation, molecular function: ATP binding; UMP kinase activity. NCBI's taxonomy places the organism in Eukaryota, Fungi, Basidiomycota, Wallemiomycetes, Wallemiales, Wallemiaceae. The coding region runs from base 9 to 602 and encodes 197 amino acids. Gene Ontology annotation, biological process: 'de novo' pyrimidine nucleobase biosynthetic process; CDP biosynthetic process; UDP biosynthetic process.